Molecule: messenger RNA, 2089 nt
Organism: Micropterus dolomieu (smallmouth bass)
Lineage: Eukaryota; Metazoa; Chordata; Actinopteri; Centrarchiformes; Centrarchidae
Exons: 6
Coding region: 805-1581 (258 amino acids)
Source: RefSeq, a predicted model, not a curated record
UGCAGAGGGAGGGAGGACACUUCACGGGCGGAAGGAUGCGCAUUUAUAAUUUAAUAAUGCAGCUCCACAAGCAUUGAACAGCAGACUGUAAACGGACUGGACACGCACUGGGUCAAUGAUUACACGGAUCACACACUCCCCAGAUAUAAUCCCACUUCCGUUAUAUUUCAUCUCGAGCUGGCUGUUCCACAGUGAACAAGCCCAUUCAUACUGAAGGACUGUGUAAUGUUUGUUGAUGCGAGAGGAGCUGCGCAAAGGCCCCGCGUCCCUGCCGAUACAUCGAUAACAAAGUCAUCGAUAGCAUGCACGAGAUAAACCUCACCUUCAACCGGACACACACUCAUGCAAACACAAAACACCACCAUGAAACACGAGUCCUACCCACAAGCUCCCCAAUUUCGUAGCCGUCCCCCUCCUUCCUUUGUACACUACGCCCUGAAACGGCUUCCCCCAUCAGGAACACCUGUUCCUCCGGCUCCGGCUCACCUUCUGGUCUCCCAUCGCGCCGCUCCGGUGCACCGGCGCCGCUCGAGCCGCAAACACCGGCGCUAUUUCUCUUCCGUCCCCCGGUUUUUGGUUUGUUAGCACGGCGGAGCUGGUACUGAUGCUGCCGGAGUGCAACGCAUCUUCGGACGGACACCAACCACCAACGCCUAUGGGCCGUAGUGCGUAGAGCGCAUGCGGCAGAGGAGGAUUCUGGGUACUGAUGUUUCUGUUGCGAGGGUUUUUUGCGUCUCUGUCAUGUGUGCAAGGCAGGCUGCCGAGACAGGAUGAGUCUGAGAGGAAGACCACCUCUCACAUGAUAUGAUGGAAAUGUGGCUGAAACGGUCGACUCUGGUGUUGCUCACAGCAGUAGCAGCCAUGGGGAUAUCAGGUCAACGUCCUGUGGUUCUGAAUGAAACACAAUACAAAGUGGAAGUUCCUUUUGGUUCCUCUGUGACUUUCCACUGCCGCUUGAAGAUAUUUGACACAUGGGAAAGAUAUCGGGUGAACUGGUAUUUUAACCCCUCUGGAUGUUCAUUCACAGACUCACAUCAACUUUUUUUAAAGAUGGGUAGCAAAUCUGCAAAUACCUCCACCAUGGUGUCUAAAGGACCAAAGGAUGCAGAGACUUUGUUGAAUUACAAUUUAUCUGCUGUUACCUACAAUAACAGCGGAUGGUACUUUUGCAGUGUUACAGUAGAGAUUCCCGUCUUAACAGUUUUGAACACCAGUGGAACACAUGUAACUAUUGCGAAGAGCAUAGGGGAUACAACGUACCCGUCACUACCUACAGUGACAGGUAAACAAGUGCCUCCCACAGACGACAACAGCAGCUGGUGGAUGUGGAUCGCGUUGGGAGUGUCAGCUUUCAUCCUGAUCGUCCUGCUGGUCAUCUGCGUUUUGUUGAGAAGAAGACACAGCAGAAGUAGAGCAGAAGAUCCUAUCUAUGCAAACACUCGUCGUGUGGUCAGCAAACAGCCCUCGCCUAGGCCAGGGAUGCCAGAGGGAAACCUGAAGAUGGUUUCUUCCUCCCAAGACCUGCGGAACCCGAGUCCCAGCAGGAGACACGACGAGGGCAAACUGAGAUACAAACACUGAAGAAGUCAUGUACCUCACAAACCUAUGACUCAACCCCUCCUCAUAUUUAGUCAUUAUAGUCUUCUUCAUUAUUAUAUUUUUACAUAUUGUUUAUAUAUAUAUAUAUAUAGGCUUUUACUAAAUUGGGAAUGUGUAUCUUAUUUUAUGUAGUCUCUUUCUUCUCAGGUAUUUUCUGUAAAAUAGCUAUUAUGAGCCACUAGAUGGCAGAUGGUGGACGCUGAACGGGUAAAUUCAAAGUGGUUAGCCUAUUUUAUUUUUUUCUUGUGUUUCAACACCUGAUAAUAUUUGAAUAUGUUGCCAACAGUAGCCUUUGUAUAGUAGCCUAAAUAAGCCAAAAGUGAUAAUUUUCCAUUUCUGGUAGGAAUUAUAAAAUGAUGGGCCUGAAAUGUUAUGCCUAUUGUUAGAGUUUAUAAUGAAUUGCAAGUUACUGGAUAUGCAGUUUUGUUCCCUCUGUACAGUUUGUAAUAUAUUUAAUGUUAGUAUGUUAUAUGAUAAGCCUAUUGGUAGG